GUGUGGAUGCCCAGUAUAUAAAGACCCGCCAAAGAGGGUCAGAAAUGGACAUCAUCAGGACCCUGAGCCGGACAAGAGGUGAAAGCAUCAUUUCCAGAAAAAAGAUUUCUUAUAUAACCUGUAGCCUUUGUCAGAGCUGAAGAUGCCUAACUGGGGAGGAGGAGCCAAGUGUGGGGCCUGUGAGAAGACGGUUUACCAUGCUGAGGAGAUCCAGUGCAAUAGCCGGAGCUUCCACAAAACCUGCUUCAUCUGCAUGGCUUGUCGUAAAGGUUUGGACAGCACUACAGUUGCAGCACACGAGUCUGAAAUUUACUGCAAAUCCUGCUACGGCAAGAAAUAUGGUCCAAAGGGUUAUGGAUACGGCCAGGGUGCUGGAGCGUUGAGUUCUGACCCCGUCAAUAAUGAAGAACUUCAGCCUCAAGAGUCCAAAGUUCCCCGUCCUGCAUCUGCUAACUCAAACCCAAAGUUUGCACAGAAGUUUGGAUGCACAGAUCGCUGUCCUCGCUGCUCUAAAGCCGUUUAUGCAGCAGAGAAAGUCAUGGGCGCUGGAAAGCCCUGGCACAAAACCUGCUUCCGAUGUUUAUUGUGUGGGAAGAGCCUGGAAUCCACCACGGUGACGGAUAAAGAUGGAGAGCUCUAUUGUAAAGUUUGCUAUGCCAAAAACUUUGGUCCAAAGGGGCGUGGCCUGGGGAACCUGGGUGUGGUUGAGGAGAAUGAUUGACAAGUUUAGUCCAACACAAUCCAGCACUUUCUCACUGCACCCAGCAUCG
This is a messenger RNA of Carassius carassius (crucian carp), 770 nucleotides long. Its product is annotated as cysteine and glycine-rich protein 3-like. The transcript is spliced from 6 exons. Gene Ontology annotation, biological process: muscle tissue development; sarcomere organization; cardiac muscle contraction. The record is from RefSeq and is a predicted model, not a curated record. Lineage: Eukaryota; Metazoa; Chordata; Actinopteri; Cypriniformes; Cyprinidae. Gene Ontology annotation, cellular component: Z disc; cytoplasm; nucleus. Gene Ontology annotation, molecular function: actinin binding; structural constituent of muscle. Bases 143 to 721 code for a protein of 192 amino acids.